UUUCCUUUGAAGUCCAAACGCCUCUUAAGUUUCUCUAUUCUUUCCACUCCCAUUGGGGGGUUUAGUUUAACUUUACUUUCUAACAAACGCAUUUCUUUUGCCACAACUUUGUAAUAACGCCAAAAACAUCAUCUUCUCCUCACAAACCCUUUUGCUCAUUCUUCACCUUUCUUUCUCUUUCACUUUCACUCCACUCACCCUUUUCUGCACAAGUGCUUAACAACAUGUACUCUUUUUAUACGCUGAAUUGUGGUGAUUAAGAACAAAAAAAGUGAUUCUGUAAAAUGGGUUCUUGUUCUUCUGUUCAUCGAGACUCUGUUUGUUCUAAAACUGUUGAUAAGCUUGUGAUUCUUCCAUCACCUAUCAAAGAUAAUAAACCCAAAAAUGAUAACUUUAUCAUCCAUGAUCAUGUUGCUGUUAAGCCUCGGUUGUCACCUUCUCCAUCAACCAACACUUUCAAUGGUAGCAAAGAGGAAGCAUUUUUUGAUUCCAAGGGAUGGUUAGACUCAGACUGUGAAGAUGAUUUCUAUAGUGUCAAUGGCGAUUUCACCCCAUCUCGUGGAACCACUCCAGUGCACCACUCUUUUGGGACUCCUGCCAUCAACAAAAACCUUUCUCAUCAUGUAGCUCCUGAACCAUCUCCAAAGAAGAAGAAUUUGUUGGAACUUUUUAGAGAAAGUGUCAGAGAAAACCAAAAUGAUGAAUUUGGAAAAAUUUCCAACAAUGAAGAGAAAGAAGUUAAACCAAUUGUUAUACAUGAUGUUCAUACUAAAUCUGCACAAAGCACUCCUUAUAUCUCAGGUGGUAACUCUACAUGUAGCAGUAUUGAAAGAACCAUGAAUGAUGAAAACGAAUCCGUUAAACCUAUGCAGUGUUGCCUUCCAAGCUUGGCUUCAUGUCGUAGCUUUAGUGAAAGAAGGAGGAAAGCUAGUCUCGCUAUCGCAGCAAGUGGAAAAGUUUGACUUGUAGUGCAAUCUAUCUGUGUAUUUGUAAAACAUGUUGGAAGAUAAAGCUUUCAAUGAAUUGAAUAUGAUAAUGUACAAUCUUUAUCAUGUUCUUGUAAAGAGCUAAAUAGCUAUAUGAACUUUAAAGAAAGGGAUGUUAUGUCAAUAAGCAAUGAGAUUUUGUUUCAUUAUCAGGGGAUAA
Medicago truncatula (barrel medic) is the source of this 1146-nucleotide messenger RNA. RefSeq lists its product as uncharacterized. Lineage: Eukaryota; Viridiplantae; Streptophyta; Magnoliopsida; Fabales; Fabaceae. The coding region runs from base 285 to 962 and encodes 225 amino acids. The transcript is spliced from 3 exons. The record is from RefSeq and is a predicted model, not a curated record.